GAAGGCCCAAAGAACAAAAAAUGCCGUAGCCCUGGAAUUUGAUAUGAUCAGCCUUGGGAGUCGAACCAUGGACCUGAUUGAAAGCAAACGUACAUUUCAGUUUAUAUCUGAAUUCUUCAGGGCAGAAAUUGCUCAGAGGAAUGAUGACGAAUACGAUUACAGUUAACUGAGAUUUUCUGUGGUUUAAUAGAAGCAAGCUAUCAAGAAUAUCUUGAUCCAUAGGACAAUUCCACUCUCCGAAAAAUUACAAGUAAAAUUGUAAAGAAAUUUCUGAGCGAAGACCGUCAUUUGUGUUUUUAUGUGCAUUUUAUUCGUAAAUAAUUCUUUUGGAGUUUAUGUUUAGAAAUUGAAAGUAUUUUGUUUUUCAGUGUGUUUUUAGAGUUCAAUAUUUGCUUGAGAGAGGUCGCAAUCGUUUUAAAAAUAUGCAUUUGUGUAGCAGAAGGAUUCGGUUUGGUCUUUUUGCGUGGAUUUGCGUUUACAAGUAAAUGACUUCGAGUUCACGCAAUUGAGUUCGAAAUUGUCUGUAAUAUACUGUUUAGGUGUGUUUAGGAGUUAAUCUUCCAUGCUUGCAAUGGCUUUUGAUGAUAUUAAUUUUGGUUUUAGGGAUGGUAAGGUCAGUCUAGAGCUGUAACUUUUGGCAACGUUAUAGGUCGGGAUUUUUAUCUUAUAUUCUAAUUCCACUAGAGUUACACAUUUUUUCAUAUUUCCAGUCUCCCUUUGUUGUACAGGAGUUUCUGUCUUCUGCUGUCACGAGAAAGCUUGCAAUAUACUUUUUGUUUUCUUGGUUUUGGUCAAGGCUAGGCUGCGUUCAUGGGACCUUGUAGGUUAUGAUUGUGUAGUUUAUCAUCAGGGGGAAUUCAGGAUAUGUGUUUGAAUUUUUUAUGUUAAUUUUUUGAAUUAAGCCGGGAUAAAUUGAGUGGUGGAGAAUUUGAAUUGAGGGGGGUGAAAUUGAGCACCGGAAAUUGUGGUGGAAUUGAGAAAAUUUUUGGUGCUAAUAUAAUGGGCAAUGUGACAUCUAAUGUGGCUGCAAGAUUUGCAUUUUUCCCUCCCAAACCACCUACUUAUCAGGUGUAUGAGGAUGGCAACAGAUUUUACAUUACUGGGAGUCCUCCUGUUAACAAUAUGGAUGUUACUGUGCUGGAUACUAAAGUAGGGAAUAAAAUAGUGGCAACUUAUUGGCGUCAUCCUUAUGCUCACUUCACAUUGCUUUAUUCCCAUGGCAAUGCUGCUGAUUUGGGUCAGAUGUACGAUCUUUUUAUGGAGCUCAGAGCACAUUUACGAGUCAAUGUAAUGAGUUAUGAUUACUCAGGAUAUGGAGCUUCUUCUGGGAAGGCAACUGAGUUCAAUACUUAUGCUGACAUAGAAGCAGUAUACCACUGUUUGAAGAGAGACUAUGGAAUAAGACAGGAAGACUUGAUUUUGUAUGGCCAGUCUGUUGGAAGUGGGCCAACAUUACAUUUGGCCUCCCGUUUACCAAACUUGAGGGCUGUUGUUCUUCACAGUGCCAUUCUAUCGGGCAUCCGUGUACUAUACCCUGUCAAAAGGACAUUUUGGUUUGACAUCUUCAAAAAUAUUAAUAAGAUUCAACAUGUCAAAUGCUCAGUACUUGUUAUGCACGGAACAAAUGAUGAGAUAGUCGACUGGUCCCAUGGAAAGCGAUUGUGGGAGCUAAGUAAGGAAAAGUAUGAACCUCUGUGGAUCAAAGGCGGUGGUCACUGCAACUUAGAGCUCUAUCCUGAGUAUAUUAAACACUUGCGCAAGUUUAUGCACUCAAUGGAAAAGUUGUCAGCCACAGAAAGUGUCAAGCAAGUACCUAAAGUGCAUCAUCAGACACGACAUAACAAGUGCUUGAGGUUUAGUUUAUGUGACCGACUUGUCUCUCAGGUCUAGCCAAAUUUGAGUUGCCUUGUUCAAGCUAGACAAACAAUUUAUAUGGAGACUGCAUGAAGUUUUACAGCCAAUAAAUUGUUUAUCUUUACAUACGGAUAUGUCAAUAGGACAACUGUGUGCAAGGCCAGGAAUCCUGGUAUGGUUGCUUAAUUUUGCAUGGGCUUCCUCAUAAGGUAUACUGUUCUGUCAGGAAGCUGGUUUUUCUUCUAUUCCAAAGGGUCAACACACUCAAGUGCCUGGAAUAUUUGUAUGAGUUCAAAGGUGAGCACUAUGUCUUAUUGUGAGGGCAUUGUGCUAGAUUUUUUCAUAAUCUCUGUGCUACGUUCUUUAGAUGGGGUUCGUCAAUGUAGGAUUCACCAUACUGUUAUGUUUUAGGAUGAUAUCAGAAUUGUAUGGGAGAAAUGUAAGUCCCUGACAUGUAUUAUUGUGGUGUGUAAUUUUGAUGCAUGACUCUGCAUUCAUAUCAAAAUGUAAGUGUAAUUUGAUGUAUGUCUGAGUACAUUGGUAGAUCUUCAAAUUAAAGUUUUGUUCUAUAUGUUUA
Messenger RNA from Cryptomeria japonica (Japanese cedar), 2431 nucleotides. RefSeq lists its product as uncharacterized. The record is from RefSeq and is a predicted model, not a curated record. The transcript is spliced from 5 exons. Bases 1000 to 1890 code for a protein of 296 amino acids. NCBI's taxonomy places the organism in Eukaryota, Viridiplantae, Streptophyta, Pinopsida, Cupressales, Cupressaceae.